Messenger RNA from Nezara viridula (southern green stink bug), 381 nucleotides. Lineage: Eukaryota; Metazoa; Arthropoda; Insecta; Hemiptera; Pentatomidae. The record is from the annotation of a GenBank genome assembly.
AUGUUCUGUGUCUUACAAAGCAUCCAAGUCCAUCUCCAGAAAUCGUUGUGUUACCUACGAUAUUCCAGGGAAAUAAUAGAGUGGGGUAACACACCUGGUGUUGUGUCCACAGAGAGGUGGGUGGUGUCUCGGCCGCUGGUGCAGAGUCUCAAGUCAGGGAGCGGGCGAGGGUCAGUCUCUAGGAACAUAGCAUGCCCAACUUGCCACAAGACAUACUCCUCACAGCACACCCUAAGGCGCCACAUGAGGCUUGAGUGUGGCAAGGAGCCACAAUUCCACUGCCCUUACUGUCCUCGCAAGACAAAGCAGCGCUACAAUCUCAUGCUUCACAUUGCCAGGGCCCAUAAGCCUGAGCAUCACCUGCAGUCACCUUGGACCUAG